Messenger RNA from Theobroma cacao (cacao), 693 nucleotides. NCBI's taxonomy places the organism in Eukaryota, Viridiplantae, Streptophyta, Magnoliopsida, Malvales, Malvaceae. The record is from RefSeq and is a predicted model, not a curated record.
AUGUCUUUGUUUGCCAUUGCGACUCGAAAGCUUUUUGAUAAUUCCAGCAGCCCUUUGCUCACCAAAAAUCCCCAUCUCUGCGUGCCAUCUUUUGAGGGUUAUGGGCAGAAGGCCGAUAUACGUGAGCCAGGAGUCCCACUCAUAGCCACCCAUACUCCCUACACUUGCUUGCCAAAAUCUGUCUUGGAUUGUUCUCCUGAUCAUUGUAAGAUUGUUUACAUCUGUAGAGAACCAAAGGAUGCAUUUGUUUCCUUGUUUCACUACGCAGUCAAGCGGAGACCUACGGAAAACGAACCCAUUUCCCUGGAAGUGGCUUUUCAUCUCUUUUGUGAAGGGAAGUCUUUUUUUGGACCCUGUUGGGACCAUAUUUUGGAGCACUGGAAAGCUAGCCAGGAACGGCCAGACAAGGUAAUGUUCCUGAAAUAUGAAGACAUGUUAAACGAUUCUGUGUUGUAUGUGAAAAAACUAGCGGAGUUCAUGGGCUACCCUUUUAGCUCGGACGAAGAACAAGUUGGGGCAGUGCAGAAAAUAGUAGACUUCUGUAGUUUCGAGAAUCUGAACAAUCUGGAGAAAAACAAGACAGGAAAGCGGUACGCGGAUGAUAGUGAGGCAACAAACAAAUAUUUCUUUAGGAAAGGAAAAAUUGGAGAUUGGCAGAACUAUCUUACUUCUUGUCGUAACGUGUGGGUCUGA